UGUUUUCUGUCAGUUCGCGAUUUCCGAUUUCGGUUAACGGUACGGUUUGCGAGGUUAUUUUUCUUGAUGAAUAACACGUGUGUUAUUUUUCGCGAUAUUAUUUCAAUUCCGAUGAAUUGAAGUAGAUCAGAACUCUACGAUGGACAAGAAUAUUUUCCUGAACGGGUUUGAAACCCUUCGGGCAAAAUUGGACUUGUCGGCCACAUGCUUGAAACAACAUGAAAAGUUGCUAAGUGAGGAAUGGACAGACGAAGUUCAGAAGCAGACAUUGGGAGUUGUGGCACAAGCCUUACUCCAGCCAGAACUCACAAUUCCAGUGGCGGACGGCUUUUCCCAGCUGUUACUUCCCUUGUUUCUGGAGUCAAGUUCCAGAGCAAGUCAACACUCCAAACAUCAUCAGCUGACAAGCAUUGCUCUGGCAAAGCUGAUAGACCGGCCUGGAGUUUUCAAAUAUGCUCUAUCCUACUACAAGGAAAAACCAGCUCCAUGGAUUAUUGUCGAAUCGGACACAAAAAAGCCGAAAACCAAAAAACAGAAGACUGAAGAUGAAUUCACCGAUUUGGAUUUGUUGGAGGCUUGCUACAAGUUCCUGCAAUUCGCUGGCAGCCAUUUUCGCCAGUGCUGGGAUUGGUCGAAACUCAUCGAGAUGUCCUACAACCAUAAAGACUUCUAUGUCAGAUGGUUAUCGUGUCAGUGCGCCGCUGCGGUGAGUUGUAUGAGCGAGGAAGACAAAUUCAAGUUGGUUAAGAAACAUUUAAAAAAUUCUGAAAUUUUGGAAAGUAAGCUACGCUAUUGCAACUUUUUGAACACACCUAUUGAAGAAGAAACUAACAAAUCCACAACUGAAGAAGAUGAAGACGAUUCAGAGAGAGCAACUGUAGCUGUUCAAAACCUAACUGAAUUAGCUGUUUCUGUUAUGGGUGUAACUUUGCCGGUUUUUGACUCUACGCUUCAGAAGAAUGAAGGCAUAGGUCUAGUUCACGUUGAUUCGACUCUUGCCAUCUUGAAGAAUGUGGCAUUGGCAGUUGCUAGUGGCAAGCCUAUCUGCUUGUCAGGCCCUGUAGGGUGUGGCAAGACGGCACUCAUCGAUCAUCUAGCUGCUAUCACAGGUCGAACAAAAGUGCCGCAUCUUUUGAAAGUGCAACUUGGCGAGGAGACAGAUGCUAAACUGCUGCUUGGAGGGUACAAGUGCUCUGAUUUGCCCGGAGAGUUUAUUUGGCAGUCUGGAGCUCUAACACAGGCAGUAACAGAAGGCCAUUGGUUGGUGCUGGAAGACAUAGACACGGCAAGCAGUGACGUAGCUGCUGUACUCUUGUCGCUAUUGGAGACCGGAUCACUCAGUGUGCCCGGAUUCAAGGACGGGUUAUCUAUUUCGCCCGGAUUCCAGAUAUUUUUCACCUACAGAACGCUGAAAACCCAAAGCGGCGACCAUAGACAGCACACACCCUCCAUCGACCUGCUGAACAAGCUGUGGGUGCCCGUGGCCGUUGACGCGCUAAGCGAGCCUGAAUUGGUGCAGAUUGUGCAGAGCCGAUUCGCUGCGCUCAGCACGAUUGCCACGCGUAUGGUGGCCGUGUUUACAAUGUUCACAGCGGGGAACCAAGAUGGCGGCGAGGAGGAGGUUUAUGAGUUGGUGAGGAGAAGCAGUGGACGGUUGACUUCUGUCAGGGAUCUGUUGAAAUGGUGUGUUCGUGCCGAGGCUGGAUUCGAUGUCACAUCUCAAGAAUCCGCACUGAAAGUUCUCCAAGAUGGUAUCGACAUAUUCUGCUGUAGUAUUGCUGAUACUGAAAAGCGUAUCCACGUGGCAGGACUGAUAGCGGCGAAGUUGGGAAUAAUUAAGACGAACGCUGAGCAUUUCCUCACCACAUACAAGGCGACAAUUGACUUCAAUGCGAGCACUUGCACCGCGGGGAGGGGCACCAUCCAAGUCAAACAAUCUACUGAAGCUGUUCAACUACAUUCAUGGCAAUCGCGUUUCGCGCUGACGCGGCCCUCGUGUUGUCUUCUGGAACGACUGGCCGUGUGCCUGUCACGUGGUGAGCCUAUCCUGUUGGUGGGGGAGACCGGCACAGGCAAGACAAGCACCCUCCAACUGUUGGCCAGGCAGGCUGGCACCAAACUGGUCGUGCUGAACAUGAAUCAGCAGAGUGAUAGUGCUGACUUACUUGGAGGGUACAAACCAGUCGACAUGAAGCACAUAAUGGCACCUAUUCGCGACCAAUUUGAAACCAACUUCAGAGCGUUCUUCAAUGUUGAACAGAACAUAAAGUUUCUCGAGCACAUUUCGACAUGUUUCAACGCCGGCCGUUGGCCCACUCUGCUCCGGCUGAUGAAGCACAGCCAAUCGGCGGCCGUAGGGCGGCUGCAGGCGGGCGAAGGGGGCGGGGCCAAGUCGGCGCUGCUCGCUGAUUGGCUCAAGAUGGGCGACACACUCUAUCGGCUAGAACAGCAACUGAAGCAGGGGCAUGCCGCUCUCGCGUUUUCGUUUAUUGAGGGAGCUUUGGUCAAGGCGCUUAAAUCGGGCUAUUGGGUGCUUCUGGACGAGAUCAACUUGGCCGCGGCGGAGACACUGCAGUGCCUGUGCAGUCUUCUGGAGGGAGAGAGAGGGUCGGUCACCCUGUUGGAACAAGGACAGCUCACUCAAGUGCCGAGGCAUCCCGAGUUCAGGCUGAUGGCUGCUAUGAAUCCGGCCACUGAUGUCGGCAAAAAGGAACUGGCAGCCGGCAUUCGGAACCGGUUCACCGAACUGUUCGUGGAUGAGGUGGUGGAUCGCACCGACCUGUGCCUCCUGGUCAAGGUCUACCUACCUGACCUGUCCCCGCCCCGGGUCGACUCCAUCGUUCGCUUCUACCUGCAGGCCAGGCAGGAGGCCAUCCGCGUACUGGCUGAUACCAGCGGACAUAAGCCGCACUACAGUUUGAGAACACUGUGUAGAGCUCUGAUGGUGGCAGCUAAAGACCAAUGUGGUUCGGUGCAGCGCUCUCUUUACGAGGCUCUCUGUCUCAGCUUUCUCACACAACUCGAUUCCUCAUCACACAAGUAUCUGCAAUCCAUGAUAGCCGAAGCUGUUGUUGGUAAAGAGGAUAUAAAAAGUUUGCUGAACCAGAAAAUCCCAGAGCCGACACCUGUCAACACUCACAUCAACUUCGUUGGCUAUUGGGUGGCCAAAGGUCCUUCUGAGCCCAACAUCUCAUCUAAGUAUAUAGUGACAGCCAGCGUGAAACGCAACCUUCACGACGUGGUGCGUGUAGUAUCUCUGAGCUCCGACCCCGUGCUGAUCCAAGGUGACACAUCAGUGGGCAAAACGUCACUCGUCACCUACCUGGCUGAUGCGUCAGGCAACACCUGCACGCGUAUCAACAACCACGAGCACACAGAUCUGCAGGAGUAUAUCGGCGCAUACGCCCCGGAUCCCGUUAGCGGCAAGCUUGUCUUCAAAGAAGGUGUGCUAGUGGAAGCGAUGAGGAAAGGCCACUGGAUAAUCCUGGAUGAACUGAACCUUGCGCCGACAGAUGUGCUGGAGGCCCUGAAUCGAGUGCUCGAUGACAACCGAGAGCUCUACAUUCCCGAGACCCAGCAGCUGGUCAAGGCUGACCCCAGGUUCCGACUGUUCGCCACGCAGAAUCCGCCUGGCUUGUACGGCGGCAGGAAGAUGUUAUCUCGAGCUUUUCGCAACCGUUUCGUCGAGUUGCAUUUCGAUGAAAUUCCGCCGCUGGAACUGGAGGUGAUUCUACAGAAGCGAUGUGAGAUGCCAAGCUCUUAUUGCAAGAAGCUUGUCGCUGUCAUGACUGAUCUACAGAUGCGCAGAAGAGGUAGCGCAGCGUUUGCUGGUAAACAGGGUUUCAUCACUUUGAGAGAUCUUUUCCGUUGGGGCGAGCGGUACAGGCUGGCCACCCAAAAUGCCACCGAAAAAUUCUACGAUUGGGACCAGCAUUUGGCUGAUGAAGGUUUCCUAGUACUGGCAGGUCGUGUACGUAAAGAGGAAGAGAGACAGACAAUCAUAGAUGUCAUUAAUAAACAUUUGAAAAGAAAGGUUGACAUGCAGAAACUAUUCACAUUGAACGAGAACACGUCCUUUGUGACAAAGCAUAUCCUGGAAGCAUUUGUGAACGCAGAAUUGCCUGAAGGAUUCAAGCACAUUGUGUGGACUUACAACCUGAGACGUAUAGCUGUUGUAUUAGGAAAAGCGUUCGAAUUCAACGAGCCAGCCCUGUUGGUCGGUGAGACGGGCUGUGGAAAAACCACAGUCAUCCAAGUGUUGGCAGCUGUACGCGAUCAGCAGUUGAAGAUGAUCAACUGUCAUCAGAAUUCCGAGAGUGCUGAUUUCCUCGGCGGGCUGAGACCUGUGCGUGACCAUUCUUCCAAUGAUGGCAAGCUGUUUGAAUGGGUGGAUGGACCCCUGGUGGAAGCGAUGCGUGGUGGGCAUGCGUUCCUGGCUGAUGAAUUGUCUCUGGCCGAUGACAGUGUACUUGAAAGGAUGAACUCGCUUCUAGAACCUGAACGGAAACUACUGCUAACGGAAAAAGGCAGCGGAGAACAAGAAGUUGUGGCAGAUGUGAAAUUCCAGUUCGCGGGCACUAUGAACCCGGGUGGUGAUUUCGGCAAGAAAGAACUGUCACCCGCGCUUCGCAACCGGUUGACCGAGAUCUGGUGUGAUACUGUAUCAUCCGCAGAAGAUACAGUAUCAAUCAUCGAGCACAACAUACGACACGGAGUAGCUCUAGGCAACCAACAAGACGCGAGUUCUGGGAUCGGAAGAUCGAUGGUCGAGUUUAUCGAUUGGUUCAAGUCGACCGAGAUCGGGAAGCGGUUCAGUUUCAGUAUUCGAGAUAUACUGACUUGGGUGAACUUUAUAAAUACGUCAGUGAAUUGGGGGACAGAUAAGAAAGUCGGGGGUUGUGACCCUGUGAAAAACGUGGCAAGCGCUUAUGUUUUUGGAGCGUGUGUAGUGUGUGUGGAUGGGCUGGGGACCAGUGUUGAAAGCAGGGAGGUUGUACUAGCAUUCCAAAAACGUUGUCUCCAGUUUCUAGUGGGACAAAUGGAGAAGAACACAGGGUUGGAUUUGAAGGAAUUGGGGGAUGUCAAUUACACCCCUAGUAUGGUGAUUAAUAAGGAUUUUUUCGUGAUGGGACCUGUGUCGAUACCUAGGGGGGAAAAUCGGUUGAAGGAGGAUCCAAAGUAUUUAAUGUAUGCUGAUACAGUUAAGAGGAAUUUGUGGCGGGUUUUGAGGGGGUUGCAACUCCCUGAACGAGCUGUGUUACUAGAGGGGAGUCCAGGAGUAGGGAAGACUAGUUUAAUCACAAAUUUGGCACGGUUGACGGGGAACAAUCUGACCCGGAUUAACCUCUCGGAACAGACGGACGUUUCGGAUCUGUUCGGGGCGGAUUUGCCCGUUGAAGGGGCGGCCGGCGGGGUUUUUGAGUGGCGUGAUGGCCCUUUUUUGAGAGCCCUGAAGAGUGGUCAUUGGAUUUUGUUGGAUGAGUUGAAUCUGGCCUCGCAGGCGAUUCUGGAGAGUUUGAACGCGGUGUUGGAUCACCGUGGUGAGCUGUUUGUGCCGGAGUUGGGCAAGACGUUCCAGGUGAAGACACGGCAGACGAAGCUAUUCGCCUGUCAGAAUCCGCAGCGGCAGGGUGGUGCCAGGAAAGGCCUGCCGAAAUCGUUCCUGAACCGUUUCACAAAGGUGUACGUAGAACCAUUUACAGCCGACGAUCUGGCGUUCAUAGUACGCUGCGUGCAUCGACUGCCGGCCGCACUUGUGGCGCGCAUGGUGCAAUUCAGCUGUCAGCUGGAGCGGCUGUCAGCUGAUGGGCAGUUCAAGGGUGGACCCUGGGAGAUGAACCUGCGGGACCUGGUGCGGUGGGCUGAAGCCAGCUCAGCUGAUGUGGCGGGGCUGUUGGGACGGUAUGCCCGGUUGAUAUAUGUGGACAGGAUGCGGAGUGAGGCUGAUAGGAGCAAGGUGAUGGAGCUCUAUACAAGCAUCCUGGGCGAAGACUACCCUCUGCCCUCACACGAGGCCGGAUUCUACACAACUAGAAGUGCCGCCCUGUUGAAAGGAGUGGGCGUGGCCAAGGCCGAAGUCACAGACUGUGUGGACAGGAGCAGUCAGCUGUUGGUGUUGAACUCACAGUUGGCAACACUGCAAUCGCUGGCUGCCUGUGUCAACCAUCACUGGAUGGCUAUUGUGGUUGGUGGCAAAGGUAGCGGAAAGACGAGUGUGGUGCACGUGUUCUCUCAGCUGUGUGGACGUCGGCUGUCUGUCCUCGGAGUCAACUCAGCAACCGACACGUCAGACAUUCUCGGAGGAUUCGAACAGGCGGACUUGGAUCGUCGUCUAGACUGUGUUGCAGUCGCUAUUGAGAAACUUUUGAAGAGGAAAGUGCAAGAACUGCUACUCAGCGAAGUUGCCGAAUCUCAGACCAAAGCAUGUCGUUUGCUGGGACUGUGGGCUCGCUAUGUCAACCAGGGAAAAACAACCGCGGACAACACAGGACACCACCAGACACUGGCGGAUGCCAGUCAGGAGUUUGCUCAGCGUGUGGCGGCCCUCCUGAAAGUGGUGGCCUGUGUGAACGCCCCCCAUGAGAUGAGUGCAGCCACGAGGAAAGAGUUGGCACUACUGUCUGCCUGCACGCGGAAGGGAGAGGGAGAUAGCAGCAGUCAGCCCAGUUCGGGAGGAACGUUCGAGUGGGUUGAUAGCUUGCUUGUCAAGUGCCUGAGAGAAGGUCGCUGGUUGCUGGUUGAUAACGCAAACCUGUGUAGUCCUGCAGUUCUGGACCGCCUCAACGGUUUGUUGGAGCCGAGCGGUGAACUGGUUCUGGGAGAGAGGGGCGCAUCAGCCAAUGGCAGUCUCUACACCGUCAAACCGCAUCCCAAUUUCAGACUGUUCAUCACUGUUGAUCCCAAAUAUGGGGAGAUAUCCAGGGCAAUGAGAAACCGUGGUGUGGAGAUUUUCAUGACUACCAACCGUCCAGGCAUUCUGGGUAACCAGCACUUCGAGGAGAUGGACGUGUAUGCUUUGCUGGCUAAGUGUGGUCUCAGAUUGCGCAAACUUCAAGAUUUGCUCAUUAAAAUCCACCAAACUGUUGUUGCUAAUACUUAUGGCAGUGACGAUUUCACCGUAAGCCAACUACUGAACGCUGCCACCUUGAUCGUUCAACUACACAGCUAUGGCGUCGCUCUUCGGAAAUCGUUCCGGUUGGCCUGCAACGAUGUCUACCUCAAGAACUUGAACGUCGAUCCGAUUAGAAAAGAGAAAAUCUCGACCGCCAUCGAAGAGCUUUUCACGUAUUUCCCGUCGCCUCCGAAACUCGAAAUCCGCGAUCUCUAUUUCCAAACUUUGUCGACUUAUGAUGUUCAGAAUGAUUGUGACUCCAGUAUGGCUGCCAGGAAUCUAGCGUUUGUUACUGGUGUUUUGGAAGGGUUAAGAUUUUUGGCGAGAAACGAAAAAAAUCCGAAACUGCUUGCUCGUCAAGUAGAUCAACUGAGAGUAAAAAGUUUGGUGGGGUUGAAUUUUUCGAGCCCUCUUCUCGAGGACAAAAACAAUCUUGAGAUGAAAGUGGUCGAACUGCUUCCCAAUCUUCUGUUGCACGCUUUUUCGACUUCCUCGAAAACUAGCUAUGAUUUUGUGGGCAGGAUUAUCAAAACCCUUGCCGAGAAACUGGAUUGUGAAUCAGUUGAUAUGAAGAGUGAAGAUGUUUCCGAAUCUUUCUCAAUGCAGAAGGUGGUCAUCAAAUCUUGUGAGAAACUAGUAGCUGAAUCUACUGAUUUGAAGGGUGCAGCCGGGUAUGCUUGCAGGGUUGUUACAAAAUGUGUUGAAGUUAUGGGGAAAUUAUUGGAAGAUUUCAAGUUUGUGGAUAGUGAAGUUGUAUUGGGAGGUCCUUGGGAUAUCCGUAGGUUGCUGUUGAAGUUGAAACAAAAUGGGGAUUGGUCCUCUGAGAAUAAACUGUUUGCCCUCUUGUAUUUCAUUGUGAGACGGGCAGCCUUUGAAGGAGGUUCUGGUAAGGAUGAAGACGAAGAUGACACUGGACGAUCUCUGGAGAUAGGCACCAUGUCAGUUCUGGAUUACUCGGAGGCUUUGAGGAAGGGUUGGUUGACAGAUAUGGUCUCCAAUGAACCCCUGAUCUCCCAGUUUGGAGCGCUUUUGGGUGCAGUUGACGACUGUGUGAUGUUGGUGUUGAAUUCUGUGAGCAGUUCGUUGUCAACUGAGAAACUUUUCCAGUUUUUGUCAGCUUUGGAGUGGAGGUUCAGACUGGAGGAGAGCGGGAAGAUGGUUCUGUUUGACUCCCCAGAAAGCACCCAAUGUUUGCCCCAAGUAUCCCAGAAAACUAGGAUGAUGUUGACGAUGCACUAUAAAUGGUUGGAUAAGACACUGCUACCGAUGUUGGUUGAAAUGAUCGACAAAGACAGUUCACUGUACAGUUCUCAACAGGCGAACGCUAUGGUAAGUUUGUUGGGGGAGAUUGAGGUUUCACUCCAUCACGAGUUCACUUCCCCCCUACUAUCUCUCACUAAACCGGUUCGCGCUAUCUGUGGACAAUACCUACCCCCUACAAAUAUCCCUACAAAGGAAGGGGAAACUGUCUACAAAGGGGGUAGCAUCUAUGAUUGCAGUGCGAGGAACCUGAAGAAAUCAACCCUUGUGGAAAGGAUUGGUGAGAUGCAAACCGCUAAAGGACGACGUUGUAGGUUGUUGAAUAUUGAAGCCAGAGCAGCCUUUUUCAGUGGUGAUAAAGAGGAGAUGGAUAGAGCUGUCCAGGAGGAACAGAACUUGAGUUUAGAAUUGAAAACUGUGGUAGAUCCAGAAUCUGAGGGAAAACAGUUGAUGAAACCUAGGGUAACACCAGAAAUCAAGUUGUUCCCUGUCAAUGAGUUGUUGGCCCUAAGAAUGAACACAGCGGUACGUUUGUAUUUUUUGAAGAACAGUGGUGGUAAUUUGUGUGGAAUUCCUGAUGAAUCAAUGGAAGUAGACGGUGAUAACGAUGACAAUUUGUUGAGCAACUUGCAUAAUUCACUGAAGACUUGGACAAAAUGGCUGCAAUCCUCACCAGUUGAACUUGCAGCACUGAUGUCACUAGCGACACCUAUCAGUAAACGCCAGAAACUGUUUUGUCUACUCUUGGAACAGUUCAGCUGCUCGCUAGCCGUGAAACGGGCAAACCUGUGGUUAAGUUGGGGAGAUGCCAGCGAUGUGGAAGGAGACCACGACCAGUAUUUCAAAGAUGACGGGGAGCUUUGCAACCCUACCUCACCGUUGCUGUCCUAUUUCGUCGCCUUGCUAACCUUCCCCGACAGCGGAAAAGGUUUGGAGAUUGAUUCCCUCCGUGGUCACCAACAUAGGGUUGAACUAUUGAACGCGUUGAAAACGACACUGUGGAGGAAUGUGGCAACACUGUCUUCUCCGAACCUAGAUUUCGCUGUGAAUGAAGAGAUGUGUGUCAGGAAUGCGUUGAAAAACUUCUCCCAAGCUCUACAAAAAUCGUUGAUCGACAAAGGGUACAUCAAACCAGUUAAUGAUGAUGAAAGUGAUGAUUUGUCAAUGGAAACAGAUGUGGAUGAUGAAGAUUUAGUGUUGAAACAGGUCACUGAAGGGUUGGAGUGUUUGUACAAACAGAAAGAGGAGAAAAAAGUGUGGAGGAAGAAGGAUGUAGCCAGUAGAAGUCCCGCUGAAAGCAUACCGAGUAUGUUCAAGGGUGUGAAAUCUGCUCUAGAUAAUAUCAGCACCACUGAUAAUAAUACAGAUAGGUGGAUACUGUUGGGAAGUAGCUGGACUUACCUGGGUUUGGCUCAGCUGAUAGUGUUUUCAUGUGUGGAGGCUGUAGAUCCUGUCAAGAAAACCUCGUUGAAAUUGGGGUACAUCAAGGAGGAGAAACAGUUUCUGGAACAAACAGUUUGUGUGGAAGUUGUACAAGCGGCAAGUUCAGGUGCGACAGACUAUGUCUUCCGGGAGGAAUUCGGAGAUAAACGUAGGGAAUUGCUGGGGAGGCUGGAGAAGUUAGGGAAGGAUUGUCCGGUUCGUCCAAAUGUACCCGAACAAGAUUACAAUGAUCUGGUGAAGGAUUUCUUUCAUUUGACGCAGAACGUUUGCUCGGUGACCAGAGUUGAAGGGUUGAUGAGGAAUCUGUUGUCGAAAACUGAUGUGGAAAAUGUUCUGAAGGAGACAGCGCUGUGGUUGAGGAAUGUCGACACGUUUUUGUCAGUUUUUGGGGAGCGGUACGACCCCGAGUACCCCGACAUUGUUGGCCCCAUAAUGUCGGCGAUCACGCAGAUCAAGUACGGCGUGAGGCUGAUGAUGUGUGGGGUUGAAAAGUGUGUUGAGGACGAUGCAGAUGAGGAGGAUGAGGAUGUACUGACGGGGAAUCUGGAGUUGUUGGGCCGGUUUCCGUUGACAAGUCGCGCUCAGGUUCUGGAGUUGGUAUCGAUGUGUAGCGGCCGCAAAAUGGCGGACCUUUUGAGGCGUGCUGCUGAGGAGGAGUUGAAGGAGGGUGGUCCGGGAGGAGGACGCAAUGCCACCUUCCGAUUGGCCAAGUUCUGUCUGCAGGAGAUGCACAACAUUGUGCAGAUUAAAGGUGACGUAAGCGAUGAUUGGUCGGAUAUCUGUGCUGUACUAGACCACGUGGUGUGGGCAUGGGAGCACCAGGAGGAGGAGAGGAGGCAACGGAUACUGGCUGAGGAGAGUCUAUACGUCAACAAGGUGCGCAUGCGCGGAGAGAUGCCCACAGAGCAGGAAGAGACAGAGGAGGAGAUAUCGGCCUUUUUCAACCCGAACCGCGAGGCAGACUUCGGUGAUUUGGAGCCGGCGCCUCUGGAAGGUCGCAAACCACGGGAGGAGGAGAUGGUGGCGGCUGACGAGAAAGAGGAGGCCGAGAUGAUCAAGUUGACUGUCAAGGAUUUGCAGGAGAUACACAGGAUACAUUCGGAAAUGGUGCAAAACAACACAGUGACCCAUUGGCGGAGGCAAUUGGACUCCCUCAAUCACCAGCCGAACUUCCUGGCUCCCUACGAGGAGAGGUUCGCAGUCUUCAAGCUGCUGCUGUCCAAGUUUUGCAGGCGGUGUGACGUCAGCCUGGACUAUGCGGUGGGUGCAGGUCUCUGUGUGGCCGCUCACAUAGCAACGCGUGCUGGACAUAUUCACGACGAUUCCGAUCAAGUGCAGGAACUGCAAGACUCGAGUAGCAAACUACGUCACAGACAGUACGACUUCUACAACGACGCGCACAUCGGGGAGAGCCGUCAGUGCUUGUCGCUGCUCAGGUCGCUGAUGGAGAGGGUCCAUCAGCUGAUGCUGGAGUGGCCCGACCACCCCACGCUCAACCAGAUCAAGGUCCUCGUCGAGAGGAUAGAGGCGUUCGACGCGUGUAGCCCUGUCGCUAGGUUCCUCACCGGGCUGGAGUUGGUGCUCACUAAGGUGCGAGAAUGGGAGGAGAAUGCGCACUCUGGUGUGUCACUGGCCAAUCACAUGUCAGCAAUGGUCAGACAGGUCAUAGCCUGGCGCAAAUUGGAGCUGUCUUGCUGGAAGGGUUGUCUCUUCGCUACCAGGAAUAGAUUGAAAGGCGAAGUCAGCAAAUGGUGGUUUCAUCUCUACUCUCUAGUGGCCGCUUUCCUGAAAACCAAAUCCUCGCCAGACGAUCCAGAAAUAACUGAAAAAGUGGGAGAAUGCGAACUAGUCAAGGCGCUCCAAUCCUUCAUGGAGAAAAGCACCCUGGUCGAAUACGGUCCCCGGCUGGAACUGUUACUCACAUUUCACUGUCACAGUUCCAACAUGAUCGAGCCCGGCCACUGUCAGGCUGCCAGUAUCUUCUGGAACUGUUACUGUUACUACAAACAGUUCGAAACGGUUGUUGAGAUGAAGAUAAAAGAGCUAGGAGCGCCUGUCGAGAAGAAACUGGUCGACUUUGUGAAGAUUGCUAGAUGGAACGAGAUCACAUACUGGUCGGUGAAAGAAACCGUUCAAAAAACUCACAGAACUCUACACAAGUAUAUCAAAGAGUAUGAAGGUGUGUUGAAUGAGUCGGUUUUGGGAGCCCUUGUAAAGCUAGAUUUUGUUGGUGACAAAAAGAUCCACGACACGAAAUUUGAGGUGAAUCCUGCACAUUAUGUGACUGUGAACCCUGUGAAACCCAACGAUUUUGGGUUGGAAGUGUUUAUAAUGGGUGCGGAGAUGAGUAUACUGAAAAAAGCGUGCAAGUUUAGCAAGUUGACGAUACAAAACAUGAGGUACGGGGAUUUGAUUGGAGUUGUAGAUGAUUUAGUCGCGGAGAUUGUGAAGACUACCCAAGAAUUGAGUAAUUUGGAGGUGGAUCGUAGUUUAGUGAAGGAGAAACAGAGAAGUCAGGCGAAAAGUUUCCUGCAACAGAAACGGAAAGCGUUGACGGAUCUGUUCAGGGUUUUGUCGGAUAUUGGGUUGAGUUAUCGUACAGGGUUAGUUGUUUGUCCCGAUGAAGCUACAGUUCUGGAGGAGCAAUUUGUGGUGGCCCCACUGAAUAUCGAGGAGGCACUGAAACAGAUUGACAGACGGGACGCUGAUAAAGAUUUGUUGGCAGUUUGGAACGCGGGAGGUGAGAAACAUUUCUGGCACGCUAUUGCUAGAACUGCGCAGCUGAAGAAAACCCUGCGGAAACCUCAUAAAGAGAUCGGGCCACCGAUUAUUGAGAGGUGCAAGGGUUUCACAAACCACCUCAUGAAGAUAACGGUCGAUGAGAAGAAGUCACUGACCGAAACUGUGACUUAUUUAUAUCAAAUGCGAUGUUACACAAGGUUGUUGGGGUCUGAUGUACACUACACCGAUUAUAAACAUACAGAGGUUCUAGUUCAUUGUCAACAUGAGCUACAAAACCUUCUCAACGAUUGUGUCUACUCUCUAGAACAGUUCAAGGUGUUGUUAGAUGCUUGUCCUGUUCCGAAAACAUCACUCACAGAGGAGGAUACAGUGUUGUCGAAUACUAUGUUGGACCACACGUUUUUGGGACCGAUGAUAUUGGCGAAUAAGGGUGACACAGUGUGGACCAAUGUUUUGGGAAAAGUUGAGCUGCAGAUCAGUGCUGCAAAGUCGAUAGUGGGACGCAUCGAACAGGCGAACCGGUUCGAGAAGUUCAGUGAAACCCUGAAACGCACUGAUUCCAGUGAUGAGAGUGGAGCCAACAUACCUAGUUUCCUAACUAGAGAUAAGUUUGUGGUGUUGAAGGAUAGUGUGCCGAAACUGGUGAAAUUGGUGGCGGAUCUUAACGAGAUAAGAGGUAUGUUUGAUUUGAAAUUGUCGAUGGCAUCUAGAAACCCGUUUGUCGAUUUCCUAUCUCGGUUGACUGAGAAACUCCAAACGAUUCUAGAUAAAAUAACAGUUCAUACUGAGCUAGAUCAACCCAGCAUACCAACAGCUAAAGAACAGUUGAACCUGAUCAACAAACAAACACUGGAGGAGUUUGCAAACAAGACUGAUGAUUGUACAAGCAGUAUACUGAUUGCAAUUCAGGAGUUAUAUAAGAAGUAUGGCAAAUCUGGUGAGGCUAAAAAGAGUACGGAGACCAACCAGGAGAAGGCUAAACAGAGUACGGAUGGCGACCAAUCAGAUGAGAGCUCACUGGAGGAAAAUCAUUUGAAGUCGAAAGUUGUGGAAAAUAUUGGCGAGGAUGUGAAGAAACUGAAUUUGGCUGCUGUGACCCGUUACAUUGAGGAGUUACUGGAAGAAUUGGCGAUCAUGGAAGGACAUGAUAGGAUUGCUUGCAAAAGUUUAUUGGAGCGAUGUUGCCCGCUUUUCGACCAAUACCUACUUCUGGCCCAGUUUGUGGUGACUCAUCAGCUGUCAGCCUACAGAGUUUCAUCCAAGCUAUGCUCUGUCCUCUCCUCCUUGUUCGUGAACUUGUCGCAAAAAGGAUUCUGCACACCCGAAGACCUCGCCGACGAAUUAGACGAAGAUGGAGGCGAAAGUGAAGCGAAAGGAGGAAUGGGUCUGGGAGAGGGAGAAGGACAGAAAGAUGUGUCCGAUCAGAUAGAGAGCGAAGACCAGCUGGAAGAAGCGAGACCGAAAGGGGAGGAGAGAGACGAAGAGGAGAAAGAGUGUAAAGAAGAGGAAAAAGGUAUAGAGAUGUCGGAGGAUUUCGGUGGGAAGCUACAGGAUUUGGAGAAGGAUGAGGAAAAGGAUGGAGAAGAAGAAGAUGAGGAAAAGGAAGGGGAAGAGCCUGACAAAGAGAUGGGGGAGACGGAGAAAGGAGCUGAAACUGUAGACCAGGAAAUUUGGGGCAGUGAUUCGGAUGAAGAAGAGGAGGAGGGGGAUGACAGUGAGAAGAAAGAGGAGGAAGGAGACAGUGGGGAGCAGAUGGGUGAGAAAGAGUGGGGAGCGAAAGAGGAUGGAAAGGAACCGAAAAGUGAUGAUAAAGAGGGAGGUAAGAAUGACAGGAAGGAUGAGGAGAAGGAUGAAAUCAACGAAAUGGAGGAGAAGGAGGGGGAUGAUGACCAGGUUGAUCCUUAUCAUAAUAAAAACCAGCAACAGAUGGAUCCAGAGGAAUUCGAUUUGCCUGAAGAUUUAAAUUUGGAUGACGGGGAGGCGAAAGAUGACGAAGAUAAAGAAGAAGGAGGAGAUGAAGAGAAGGAGAACCCGUUCGAUAUCGAUAAUAUGAAGGAUAUGGAUGAGGGAGGAGAGGAGGAAGAAGAGGAAGAGAAGAAGGGUGGUGAAGGGAAAGACAAGGAGAAGAAUAUUGAUGAAGAGGAAGAAGGUAGUGGGGGAGAGGAUGAUUUAAAUUUGAACCUGGAUGAAAGUGAGGAGGUAGAGGAGAAGGAUACGGAAGAAGGAGGGAAGAAGGAUGAGAAGAAAACAGGUGAGGAGGAGAAAGAGAGGAGUGUGGAGGAAGGAGAGGAGAAGGAGGAGGAAGAGGCUAAAGCGUCGGAGGAUAAGGCGGCCGUGGAACAGACAGAGAGAGCAGAGGAGGCGGCUGGAUCAAAGGAUGAGGUGGCGGCGGCUCAGGAUCAAGCCAAACCUGACGAAGGAGGUGACGAAAAAGAGCCAGGAGUGAGCGAAGGAGCUGAACAGGAGGGGGUGGGACACGCAGAACAGGAGGAGCGGAGCGCGGGCCACGGGGGUGUCGCAAAGCAGUCCCAACGCGACCCAAUCCAGUCGCAGGGUCGUGACCAAAAGCGGCAGCGACAGGGCGACAGCGACGAGCGACACACGCUGGCCGACCUUAGCGAGCCUGACAAGAAGAAGGUGAAGACGAUCGAUGCUAAGGAGGAGGAGCAGUCAAAACAGGAGGAGGAGGGGGUGGAAAUGGGUGAGGAGGAGAAGGAGGCUGAUUUGUAUCAGCAUAUCACCGAUGCGUCUAAGAGUAAACAGGAUGUUGAGGUUGUUGACGCUGCUACAAAAGAACAAUCCGAAAAACAGAAGGUGACAGGUGAGGAGAAGGAGGAACCCAUGGAGGAGGAAGACGAAGAUGUGAUCUGUUUAGAAGAUGAAGACGAUAUAGAGAUGGCGGAGGAUGAAUUACAGGCGACUCAGAACGAGAGGAAAAUGGACGAUGAGGAAAAGAAGAAAAGGAAAAAGGAUGAGGAGAAAGGAAGAGGAGAUCUGAAAGAUAUGAUGGAGAGUAAGAUGGAGGAAGAGGAGGGUGAGAUGGUCGGUACAGAGAGGGUGGAACGGGGGGUGGAGAGUUUCUACCACACCAAGUUGGAGAAUUGGGAGAGUGUGGGUUUGUCGGAAAUGAGAGUGGACCUAGAGGCUCGUAUGGGAUCAUGGUUGCAGAGUGCUCCUCCUGAUGAGGAGGCGAGUGAGGUGUGGGGGAAGCUGAGUGGAGCUGUGACGUCAUUGGCUGCCGAACUCAGUGAGCAGUUGAGGCUAGUAUUGGAGCCAACCAGUGCCGCAAGACUCAAGGGCGAUUUCCGCACGGGUCGACGGAUUAAUAUGCGAAAGGUGAUACCCUACAUCGCCAGCCAGUUUAGAAAGGACAAAAUUUGGCUAAGACGCACAAAACCAUCCAAGAGAGAUUACCAAGUUGUGCUCGCUAUUGAUGAUUCAUCUAGUAUGUCCGACAAUCAUUCCAAACAGUUGGCGUUCGAGUCGCUGGCACUGGUUAGUAAGGCGUUGACUCUGCUGGAAGUGGGUCAGCUGUGUGUCGUCAGUUUCGGAGAAAAGCCCAGAGUUCUGCAUCCCCUAUCGGAGCCAUUCACCGAGCACAGUGGAGCCAAGCUAAUGCAACAGCUCCUGUUUGAACAGCAGAAGACGCACGUGGGGUCUCUGCUGGAGUUCGCCUGUGACAUGCUGGCUGCAAGUGGCGGGGCGGUGCAGGGGGGUGCCGGCGGGGGGCCAGCCCAGCUGCUGGUCAUUGUGUCGGACGGGAGGGGUGUGAUGGACGAGGGCGAGGCGAGAGUCAAGGCUGCCGUGCGAAGAGCCAGGUUGCAGAAUGUGUUCACUGUUUUUGUGGUCGUCGAUAAUCCCAGCAACAAGGACUCAAUCCUGGACAUUCGAAUGCCGAAAUUCGUGGACGGAAAACUGCUUGGUAUCUCUUCGUACAUGGACAGUUUUCCAUUUCCAUUUUACCUCAUACUGCGUGACAUCAACGGACUCCCUAUGGUGCUUAGUGAUGCAUUGAGGCAGUGGUUUGAACUUGUCACCAAUCUAGUUUAAAUUCUAUUGAGCAUCAACUAACUCAUCAGUUGAUCACGAAUUUAGUUUAAAUUCUAUUGAAACUGAAUUCAUGAGUUGGUCACUAACUUAUUUCAAAUUCUAUUGAACAUCAACUCAUGAAUUGUUCACUAACUUAUUUCAAAUUCUAUUGAACAUCAACUCAUGAAUUAUUUGUCACUAAUUUAGUUCAAAUUCUAUUGAACAUAUUAAUAAUCCUAUUGAAGUCUCAACAUCAUCAACUGAUAAAACUAUUCAAGUAUCUUGCAAGAACUGGGACAUUAGAGAAUUGUUUCCAAAGAUAUUUAGUUUUGUAAUUUUAUCACAAUAUUGUUAGUGUGUUAUUAUCAGUUGAAUAUUCAUUUUGUAAUAUUUAGUUUUGUCUCAAUAUAAUUAUGAGCUAAGCCUAUCUCUGAAUGUAGUUCACAUGUUAUGGAAAUUUGGAGUCAAAAAGUAUAUUUUUAAUAAUGAUUGUUAUCAAUCAGUCAUGAUAAAAUAGGUCAUGUUAUUGAGAUUUCAUUAUAAUAGUUCGGUUAUAGAUAUUUAUUUUUGAAUAUUUUUUAUCAUUAUUUCCAUGAUUUAAGUUUCAAAUAAGUUUCAUUUGAGUUUCAUAAUAUAAAUUUAUGACACGUUCAUGUACUGCAUGAAUAAUAUUAGUUUUUAGAAUAGUAUUCGUGGUAGAAGACGUCUUCCACCACCUAUUUUUAUUUUUGUUUUAGUGUAUCUUAGUGCAUAGUCAGUAUGUAUUGUAAAAUAUAUUUUAUUAACACUCCAUAAUUGCACAUUAUGAGACUAAUGUCUGGAAUUAUGAGUGUUUAGGCAAUAUGCCCAAUGGAGGAAAUAUGUUGUUUUUGUAAUUUUCAUUUCAAAAAUUGAAACAAUCAAUGUUUUUGUAAUGUUCACUUCAAUAAUUGUAAAAAUCAAGACGAAAAUAAAGGAGAUACAGUAUUUCAAUUGA
Messenger RNA from Nilaparvata lugens (brown planthopper), 17561 nucleotides. Its product is annotated as midasin-like. Gene Ontology annotation, molecular function: ATP hydrolysis activity; ATP binding. The record is from RefSeq and is a predicted model, not a curated record. The transcript is spliced from 48 exons. Gene Ontology annotation, biological process: rRNA processing; ribosomal large subunit assembly. Lineage: Eukaryota; Metazoa; Arthropoda; Insecta; Hemiptera; Delphacidae. Bases 140 to 16606 code for a protein of 5488 amino acids. Gene Ontology annotation, cellular component: nucleus; preribosome, large subunit precursor.